Messenger RNA from Ictalurus furcatus (blue catfish), 2798 nucleotides. RefSeq names its product microtubule-associated tumor suppressor 1 homolog A. Lineage: Eukaryota; Metazoa; Chordata; Actinopteri; Siluriformes; Ictaluridae. Gene Ontology annotation, molecular function: microtubule binding. The record is from RefSeq and is a predicted model, not a curated record. The coding region runs from base 193 to 1524 and encodes 443 amino acids. The transcript is spliced from 10 exons. Gene Ontology annotation, cellular component: cytoplasm; nucleus.
CUAAAUUGGUGGUGAUUUUUAUUUCUUCUCUCCCUAUAGCUCAGGGCUUCAGUGAACUUUUUUUUUUUUAAUGAUGCUUUGAACCAUGUGCGUGUGGAUUCACACUGAAGCUGCUUUUCAUAUUGCUUUGCUUCAGAGGUCUUGUUAAGGGGGGGUGUGUGUGUAUUUUGAUAUAUUUUUUGGGUCGGCACAAUGCUGUUCUCUCCCAAAUUUUCCCUGUCCAACAUCCAUGUGAAGCUGACUGCUAAAGGUUUACUCCGGAGCCUCCAGCUGCUAUCUGGCUUCAAGAAGAACACCGUGGUGUUUCGAGCAGUUGACAAAAGCAAGGCAAAGGGGAGCUCACGGAGCCAGCAGCAGGGCCACGCUAGCAGCCAUCCGGACCUGGUGCUACCGGAGACCAAGCUACGAGGAUUGGAGUACUACAAGGCUCUGUGUGAGAAAAAGAACCAAACCAUCCAGCAGCUGAAGAACAGCUUCGUUGCUAGCAACCGCAGAUUUGAGGCCAUCGCUGUUGUUGUGCAAACCCUUUACGUACAGCAUGAAGAAUCGGUGAAACGGCGCCAGGAGCGUUCUGUGGAGCUGCUCAACCUGCGUGAAGAACUCGUGAGCUCAGUGCAGUCAUGCAAGCUUCUGGAGAAGGAGAAGGAGGAGCUGCAUGUGGCCUUCGAUGGAGUGCUGAAGAAAGUGCAGGAGCAGCACCGCCUGGACCUGGCUGACCUGGAGGAACGCCUGAAAACAUUCUAUUCAACUGAGUGGGAGAAAAUCCACCAGUCCUAUCAGGAAGAAGCAGAGAAGUACAAAGCCCUGCUGGAGCAACAGCUGGAGGAAUUGAGAGCCAAACAUGAGGCUCUGCAGAAAGAACUGGAAGAAAGCCAUGAAGAGAAGGUUAAGGGCCUUAAACAGCACUAUGAAGAAUCUUUUGAAGAACUCAGAAAAUCUCAUGAGCAGGAGAUGCAAGCUCUGGUAAAAAUGCAAAAAGACUCUGAAGCAACGUUAUCUAAUCAAAUUGAGGAGCUCACUACAGCAAACAGCUACUUCAGUGAGAGGCUGAAAGCAGAGGAGGACCGAAGGAAAGAACUGGCUGACAAAUGCCAGGACUCUCACACCCUCUAUCUGGAGCAAGAGCUAGAAAGUCUGAAAGUGGUGCUGGACAUUAAGAACAAGCAGAUCCACCAACAAGACAAGAAACUGAUGCAAAUGGACAAACUGGUGGAGAAAAAUGUGAAGCUUGACGAAUGUCUUAAGAAAGUCCAGCAAGAAAAUGAAGAUCUAAAAGCCAGGAUGGACAGACAUGCUGCAUUAUCAAGGCAACUGUCCACAGAGCAGGCAGUCCUGCAGGAAUCACUUCAGAAGGAGACAAAAGUGAACAAGCGUCUCUCAAUGGAAAACGAGGAGCUGCUGUGGAAGCUACAGAACGGAGACCUGAGCAGUCCACGCAAGAUCUCUCCCUCUUCCCCCUCCAUGACUCUUCAGUCCCCUCGCCACUCAGGCCUUUUCUCCAGUCCCCCCGUUUCCCCCAGAUAACACUGGUCAUCAGCUUCCAGGAAGCAGCUUCUCAAACACUUUGCCGGGGACAGAGUUCUUGUCUACACUGAAGGCUAUAUUAGCUAUGUGGGUCCUGUCACCUGAAGGACAUUAAUCCAAAAUGGAUCUACUCUCAGGUGAACUUUGUACAGUUGAAAGACUAUUAAGACUGAUUAAAGGAUUGCACAGAAGCACUUAAUCAAUAAGGCCACCUUUUUGUACUUUGCCUUUCAUGUCUGAUUUUGAAGGAAAAAUACUUUAUCUCAGGGCUUGUAUAUAAUUUCUCUUUCUUUUUUUUUGAGCGCCUUCAUGCUUCAUCUGCGAAGGUUUGAGUUUGACUGGGGUGGUAAAAUGCUUUAUUUUUUAUGUCUUUUCUAUGCAUAUGAGUCAAAAUAACAUUAUGAUGGCAUUUGACAUGUUUUAAAAAAAAAAAAAAAAAGCGCUUUGCCACUAACAGCCUUUUACGAGGACCUGUAUUCCAUCACUACAAAAACAAAUUCCUAGGAUUACACUCAUAAAAACGUUGCACAUGCUACUUGACAGUUUAAAGAUAGGUAAUUCAUUUUCCCAUUAGAUUGUUCUCUUUACCCCACCUAUAUUUGAAUAGCAAAGUAUCAAAUAUUGAGGAAACACAGUUGUGUGUGUGUUUGUAUGUUUUUUGUUUGUUUGUUUUUUUAAACCAGCAGCAAAAUCAAGCAUUUUUGGCUGCAACAAUCACACAAAAAACUCCGCAAAAUCCUGCAGUUAUCUUUUAAAGACAAAAGAGUCCCAAAAACCUGAAGACUGAUGAACUGUGUAUUUGAUUUUUCAGAGAAUUAGCCAGUCCAUUUGCCUACUACUUCUAGGAAUGAAAAUCUCCUUUUUGUGUGUGUGUGUGUGUGUGUGUGUGUGUGUGUGUGUGUUUUAAAUAUGAAUACGGGUUUAGGAUCGUUAACUACUGUAGACCCCUGAUGAGAUACUGGUGUACUUUUUGUUCGUUCUCUUUUCCUUAACUAUUCUUUAUGACCAUGGGACCAACGUAUAUGACUGUUUGUGCAUGUUCAAGUGGCCUCAAGAGCAGCCCCCAGUGUUGAAACUCUCCUGUAGCUUUAAGGAUUGACUGUUUCACGUGUGAGAGUAUGGUUCGGUUGUGAGAGUGAAAGAAAUUAAGAGCUAACGUGGAACUUGGUUUUGUGUCGCUAAGAUAUUUGUGUGGAUAUUAAGUUUAUUGGUGUGAAGCAGAUUUUUUUUUUUUUUUAAAGAAAUAUGCAAUUAAUAAAGUCAUAUUAAAAUCA